UUUGUAUUGGUAGAUGCUAUCGGUAUCAACAGGCUGCGUUCGAAAUUCUCUGAUUCAUUCAUUCGGUUCUACAUCCUAAUCUGCAGCAUUUUCUCUCUCUACGAUCACGUCAAUGGGGUUGAUUUUAAUUGGAUUUGCAGUUUUGAUCGGUUUGAAGAUCGCUAUAGUGUGCGCGUUAUUUGUUCGCUGAGUCGAUUAUAAUGAGAUGUUGUGGUGAAAUGAUUUAGGAUAAAACCAGAGCCAUCAGGUUCUGCAAAUUUUAUCACUCUUCAUGUCAUCAGGAGAAAAAGUGAUUGGUUUGUGAUCUUUUUAUCUGGUUCUUUAUCCUUUUAAUCUUCUUUCACUGCAUUUAAUCUCAUCAAGACAAGAUGAUGGAGUCAAUUUCUGGAGAUGAGUAUGAAUUAGAUGAUGAACAAGAGUCACCUGCACAUGAAGAGAAGAUCUUCGUUGCAGUGAGACUUAGGCCUUUAAACGAAAAAGAAAUUGCAAAAAACGAUUUAUCUGAUUGGGAAUGCAUAAACAAAACCACUAUCAUAUACAAGAGCAACCAAUCAGAUCGACCCAUGUACCCAAACGCCUUUACUUUUGACCGAGUAUACGGGUUUGAUAGUACAACAAAACAACUGUAUGAUGAUGGAGUCAAAGCAAUUGCUCUUUCUGUUCUUAAUGGCAUUAAUUCAAGUAUAUUUGCCUAUGGGCAGACAAGCAGUGGGAAGACAUACACCAUGUCUGGAAUUACUGAAUUUGCAAUAGCAGAUAUAUAUGACUACAUAAACAGGCAUAAUGAUAGAGAAUUUGUGUUGAAAUUUUCCGCCAUAGAAAUCUACAAUGAAUGUGUCAAAGAUCUUCUCAGUUCAGAUGGAACCCAACUUAGACUCCUUGAUGACCCAGAGAAAGGGACAGUUGUAGAAAAACUAACAGAAGCUAAUUUGAGAGACUGCAACCAUUUAAAGGAACUUAUCUAUGUGUCAGAAGCUGAGAGACAAAUCGGGGAGACUGCAUUGAAUGAAAUGAGUUCAAGAUCUCAUCAGAUUUUACGACUGACAGUUGAAAGUUCAGCCCUUGAUUAUAGAGGAGGUGAUAGUGGAAGAACUCUUUCAGCUACUGUGAGUUUUGUAGAUUUAGCUGGAAGUGAGCGUGCUUCUCAAACAUUAGCAGCUGGCACUCGACUCAAAGAAGGCUGUCACAUUAAUCGCAGUUUGCUAACACUAGGAACUGUUAUUCGUAAACUGAGUAAAGGAGGAAAUGGGCAUGUGCCUUAUAGAAACUCGAAGCUAACACGCAUACUACAAAACUCUCUUGGAGGCAAUGCAAGAACUGCAAUACUAUGCACUGUGUGCCCUGCACAUAGUCAUGCUGAACAAUCAAGAAACACCCUUCUUUUUGGUUCUUGUGCUAAAGAUGUUAACACAAAUGCACAAGUUAAUGUAGUGAUGUCAGAUAAAGCAUUAGUGAAGCAGUUGCAACAAGAAUUAGCUAGAUUGGAACGUGAGUUAAAAAUGGAGGAAAAGAUGGAAGAGUUGACUGAGCAACGUGAUCUAGCUGAAACUCGCCUUGAGCAUUUAAUGCAAGUAAAUGGAAUAGAUCGAAAUUCUUUGCCAUGGGAGGAGGAUAAGGACACAUAUGAGGUAGUUGAGCCUCCUAGAGUUGGUGCUUCAUUGCGCAUACAUGGUCAAGAAAGUCAACGCUCUCCUGAUGAAAACUCCCCUCGGAUAUUCUUGAAAGAAUAUUCCGUACCCGACCCAUAUCACGAAACGGAUAACAUGUAUCAAAAAAUAAGAAUAAAUCCAGAAGACAUCGAGAAAACAUCAUUCACAUACGAUAAAAUCAGAAUAAAUUCAGAAGACGACUUCAAUGAAGAUCAACAUAUCGACAACACAGAUUACAAAUUCAGAAUACAUCCAGAUAGAGGUUUCAAGGAAGAUCAGCAUUUCGAAAAAACACCAUUCAUAGAAGAUCGAGACUUUGAGGAAAUUUCAAUCAAUGACGAUGACGUCACCAAUGAAGAAAAGGCAAAAAUAUCAACCCUACACGAUGACGUCACUAGCGAUGAUGACGUCAUCAAUACACAAGAAAAAGGGAUGACAAAUGGUUUCACAAGAAGCAAAAGUUGCAACGAGUUUGCAUCAUCAGCUCCUCCAUCUGAUGAUGAAAUGGUGAUUGAGAGUAGAAAAAGUAACGAAUCUGAAAAGGACUUUUCUGUAAUUAAACAAAUUAUACCAAAAUCAAAAUCAGAAGCGGAUGUUAAAACAAUAAACCUGAAAGAAGACACUCAUAAUCCUCUCACAAUCAUUGAUGAAAAAGAAAUAGAAAACAGCAUCAAAUCAUCAAACGAAGGAGAUGUUUCUGAUCACAAUUCUCCUACUGAUAAACCAAUCAGGAAACUAGAAGAUGUAUUCAAUGAUGAAAGGGAGGCUGAGGUAAAAGGUGAUGAAUCAGGAGAAGUUAAUAAUGAGGUGAUGGCUAUAACACCUUAUAAUGAUUGGUCAAUGGUGUUUGAAAAACAAAGAGGAGAUAUAAUUAAACUUUGGGAUGAAUGCAAUACGCCUUUGAUUCAUAGAACUUACUUUUUCUUGCUAUUCAAAGGAGAACAAUCUGAUUCGGUGUAUAUGGAGGUGGAGCUUAGAAGACUAGCUUUCCUGAAAAACACGUCUUCUCUUGCCACUAGUGAAAGGGCUCUUAGUCGCGAAAGAAUAAUGCUGAGCAAGAAACUCUUAAAAAAAUAUUCAUCAACUCAAAGAGACCUCAUUUUUCGAAAAUGGGGGAUUCCAUUAGACUCAAAACAUAGAAGGGUACAAUUGUCACGUUUACUAUGGUCAAAAACAAACGACAUUGAUCACAUCAAAGAGAGUGCGGAUAUGGUUGCAAAGUUAGUUGGUAUUGUUGAACUAAACCAAACGCCAAAAGAACUGUUUGGGUUAAGCUUUCUUCCUACGCCUGACCACAUUAAGACCUCCUUUUGGAAAGCUAGCAUCUCCUUUACAUAGCUAUGUUUCAUUUUUAUAUGAAAAACUAAAAUUUUUGUUGUAAAUAAUUGCUAUAAGAUCUUUUCGAUCGCGUAUAAUCUUGUACAUUACAUAUAGAUAUGUGAUUUGAGGUUGAAAAUUGAGCCGGAAAGUUUCUUGAUUGGAU
Lactuca saligna is the source of this 3132-nucleotide messenger RNA. The record is from the annotation of a GenBank genome assembly. NCBI's taxonomy places the organism in Eukaryota, Viridiplantae, Streptophyta, Magnoliopsida, Asterales, Asteraceae.